Messenger RNA from Osmia lignaria (orchard mason bee), 3219 nucleotides. RefSeq names its product angiogenic factor with G patch and FHA domains 1. Gene Ontology annotation, molecular function: nucleic acid binding; protein binding. The record is from RefSeq and is a predicted model, not a curated record. NCBI's taxonomy places the organism in Eukaryota, Metazoa, Arthropoda, Insecta, Hymenoptera, Megachilidae.
UCGCAUUUUAACCGACAAAUGUCACUUUCGACGGCUCCAUCAGACUGGGAGCAGCCAUGAUGUUCGGGGGUGUUAACGAACAGCUGUUUCUAGAUGGCAGAGCGAUCAGAACCGAAAACUUCACUUAUUUUUACAUUUUAUAGGUACAUUCAUUGUGAAGAGAAAAGAGAUACAUAAUUUGAAAGACAGCAAAAACGAGCAGAAGAUAAAAAGAUGACAGAAAAUGUACUUAGUGAAAGUGACGAAGGAGAAAUAAAAUCAGAUUUUGAAGAAGAUUUUCAACAUGAAUUACAUGAUUUUCCCCAUGUUUUAAGAUUUAUUCAACGGAUGCAUGAUCAUGUAAAAAAACAAAACAAAAAGAUUACUAAGUUGAGAAAUAAACUUAAAGAAUAUAAAAAUCAAAAAUUUGUUCAAAGUAAAACUUUGAUCAAUUAUGGGACUCAAACAAAUCCAUUGGAAUGUGAAAAGGAAUCAGGUGUUUCACAGGAUUGGAGUACUAGUAAUGAUAAACGUUCAGCUAGUAUUGUAGAUCAAGUUAAAGAAGCAGCUGAAUCAGCUUUGCUACAAACUGGUUUUGUUUAUGAAGAAACUUCAGGUUUAUAUUAUGAUUACAACAGUGGAUAUUAUUAUGAUGCAAAACAAGGCUUAUAUUAUGAUGGGAAUUCAGGUACAUAUUACUAUUAUGAUGAAACAAGUGGGACAUAUCAGUUCCAUAGUCAAGCACAAGUAACUGUAAAUGAAGCAGCUUCGCAUACGCAAAGCAAGAAGGAGCAGAAAACUAGAAAGGCAACGAAGGAUGAGGGGAAAAAACGCAAACUUGCAAAAAGAGAGGAACAGUCGGAAGAUAAUGAACUUGAGGAGGGUGAAUGUUCAAGCGACGAUAACGACAGCAGUAUUACUGACAUUACUCCAGAAUUAUGUACUAGUAGCGACAGUGACCACGAAGAAGACCAAGAUUUAGCCAAAACUUAUCCACCAUGUAUGAGAAUCAUAGUUAAAGAAACUAAUUUGCCAAAGUUAAAAAUUGGAAAUCUCUUUCUUGUUGCAUACACGGGUGGUUCGAUUGGUCGAGAAGGUGAUCACUCUGUGGUGAUACCGGAUAUAAACGUUAGUAAGCAUCAUGCUCGAUUUGUGUAUAAUGAAGAAAAGAAAAUGUAUGAAAUCAUAGAUUUGGGAUCAAGAAACGGUACGUUUCUUAAUGGAAAGAGAUUGUCUGUAGCCAAACAGGAAUCUGAAUCUCACGAAGUUUCUCAUGGUUCAAUUGUACAAGUUGGCACUACAAAAUUAUUGUGCCAUAUUCAUAAUGGGAACGAAACUUGUGGCCAUUGUGAACCAGGACUCGUUCAACAGAAUAAUAACGCGGAAGAGAAUAAAACUUCGAAAAAAGACCUUCACAAACAAGAAUUGAAACGAUUAAAACAUAAAUUCGGAAUUGAGAAAGAUAAUGUGGCAAGUGCUAGUCAGGUAGCAACAGGAUACCAAGACAGAGCGCAAACUAGAAGACAGUGCAUCGGUUCGUUGAAUCACCAUGCGAAAACACAACAAAGUUCAGUGGACAUUUCUAUAGCAAAAGACAACAGAGGAUUCAAACUGUUAUCGAAAAUGGGGUGGACCGAGGGGCAGUCAUUGGGUAAAGAAGGUGACGGUCCAACUGAACCGAUAUCGUUGAAGAAUAAUCCAAGCAAAACCGGUCUCGGAGCAACCAGUGAAUUUCCUACAAUUGAACUAGAUUCAACUACGGAAAAGAAGCAAGCAUUAUGGCGAAAGACUCAGCAACGUUACAAAGAAAUAACCGACUAAGCGAAGUAAUUACACCGUGAACAUUUGUCAUGGAUAAAAAAAAUUUAUGUUCACUUUGAAAACGCACAUAUUUUUCAUCAUUCGUCAUGGUAAGCGAAGGCAAUUACGUUUUCUUGCCUGAAUGUUCACGAAGAAAAGGAGAACAUUGCUAAAUGAUAUUAUAGAAUUUUAUAUAAAAGACAAAUUCCACGAAAUUUUGGAAAAAUGGAUAAUUUAUAGAAUGACUGUUUCAUAUUAAUUAAGUGCUUUGGCAUUGAAAUUUUAAAAAAUUCAAAAAGUGGAAUUCAUCGCUUUUGCCUACGAAUGAUUCAUUUUACAAUUUUUAUUAUGGUAUCAGUUGACGUUGUAAAAUGAUCAAUUUUAACAUCUUGAAAUAUGAUUUUUAACGAGAUAGUCGAAGAUGACAAAAGGAAUUUGAAAAAUUAUAAAGCAAUGCCGUGUAACGGAUCAAAAACAUGGAUUCCUUGCGAUGGAAGCAAAGAGGGCAAGUCGAGUUCGUUUCAUCCAAGACCACGGUUCAUUUCUCUGGACACUCCGGCGCACCGGCGAUAUUUAUAAAGUAAACUUCACGGUGCAAAGACCUCGGAGCCAAGUGUACAGAACGAGCCGUAAGUUUAGGCCAAGCCCUUAACUCCUUCGGCACAUCGUGCGGUUUUCAUAAUAAACUACUUCCAGCGAAGCUUGAUCUUCAUUAUUUUUACGACGACGGCUAGCCCCACCGUGUUUGUCACGAUUUUCAUCCCGUUGCGACUGGAACUUAAGCUUAUACCAGUUACUUUGUCCCGUUUCCGUUGAAAAUUCACUCGGAUUUAACCCUUUCGCCAUGAACAAUGAUAUAGCGGACGUCACAAAUUGUGCAUCAUAUAAAUUACAAAUAUUUCAUAGUAAAUACUGCCCUCCUUAGCUGAAUUGUUCUAAUUCGCAUUUCAAACGUAAGCCACAUUUCUUUUUCUUUAUUAAAUUUUAAAAAUUUCACCAUCAUUUCAUAAUGCAAUUUGUAGAUUAUCAAUCGUAUUCAAUCGUACCAUAUUACAAGGUAAACGAGGGCGUUACCAUUUCGUUAAAUUAAACCCGGAAGUAUUUUCACUCCCUAGACACGUAAUUUGUAGACUCUUAACGUAAAUUACGAUAUUCCCCUCCUGUGUCACUCCAUCAUCAAAACGUCCCUUUUACGUCAUGCGAAGAUAGGUUUCGUUCAUUUUUAGGGAACGUAUCAUGGAAUCAGUCAAACACGGAAGUAUCCUGUUUCCCAAACACGCGAUUAACACACCCUCUAAUAUUAAUCUCUAUAUUAUCCAGCUAGGUCUGUGUCAUUUCUUUUAGAGAAACUUUUGUGACAGGGCUGGACAGAAAUGAAUGUCCUACAUUUUUCUAUAACAUUAAGAUUAAUUGUUGUAAUAAAUACUAGGUAAAUACUAA